Messenger RNA from Penicillium vulpinum, 4506 nucleotides. RefSeq lists its product as uncharacterized. Gene Ontology annotation, biological process: double-strand break repair via homologous recombination; DNA replication. The record is from RefSeq and is a predicted model, not a curated record. The transcript is spliced from 4 exons. The coding region runs from base 1 to 4506 and encodes 1501 amino acids. Gene Ontology annotation, cellular component: chromosome; RecQ family helicase-topoisomerase III complex; nucleus. Gene Ontology annotation, molecular function: nucleic acid binding; ATP binding; 3'-5' DNA helicase activity. NCBI's taxonomy places the organism in Eukaryota, Fungi, Ascomycota, Eurotiomycetes, Eurotiales, Aspergillaceae.
AUGACGAAGAAUAACUUAGCAACUCAUCUCAAAUGGUUGAUAACCCAAGGGACGCCUCUCCGUCCUCCCCUGGCCCAAAAAAGCUUACCUGAACGUAACAAUCACGCAUCGCGGCAAGCGAUUUCCCCCGCCGACGAAUUCGCGGCCCUCGAUGAUAUCCUUGAAGACGUGGAAAAUGAGACGGAUGAAUCAAUGGCUAGAUUGUUACCUCAAUCAGCGAGCAAGCCUCGAAUGCUGAGCCGACACGACGCAGUCCCUACCAAUACUCCGUCAACUACAAAGAAACGAGCUUCGCCGAAACAAUCAAGCAUAGCUCGAGAGUCCUUCAGAGAACCGCCGUUGUCAUCAUACAAACCUUCCCGGCAAAAGUCGACUCCAUUGAGACCAGACAGUUUCCACGCACCUGGACCCAAUGAUAUCGAAUCCAUUGAUUUGACAGGAGAGCUUGAUCUGUCCAUACUGUCCUCGGGCACUAUCCCAGCUCGUGGGCCGCGCGGGUCAUGGGAAGAAGAAAACACCCCAUGCGGAACUCGUGAGAAACGCGGCAAGAAGCGCAAAAGUGACGAGUACACAUCCGAUCUUCUCUCCCCAUCGAAACAUGUGACGAAAGUGCGAAAUCCCUCGAAAGUGGCUCGACCUCCUGCCGCGAGAGGCGUUGUACCGGAGCAGCCCACAAUCCCACGUCAGACAACUCAAACAACCCAAACAAAAAUCCCGAGCGCGACGAAACGACCUGAACACAAUUCAACUGUUGCACCACGGAGUCAUCGGAAACGAGUGAUCGCGGAUUCAGAUGACGACGAGGAUCUAUUUGAUGACUGGGUUGAUAAUGAAGAUUCCGCUAAUAAGAUGAUCCUGGAUGCCGAGGAGAGUUUGUACCCAAUACUCCCCGAGAUGAGUCCAGCAGCGGACGAGAAAAGUAUCGAGACCAAGAGUUCGCGAUUGGAAUCUACGCCUAAAGCAACGUUUUCAACUUUGCAGCCAUCGACUCAACCGAAGAAAAUGGCAGUUGCCAAAGAGCCUAUCCCGUCGACACCUUGGUCGAAGCCGUCCAGCUCGCCAGAAAAGGAUCCGGAUCUUCUGAAGUUUUUAGAACUUGGAAGCAAUGCCUUUGGGCAUGCAAUUUCCAAAUUGAGGUCUACUCUGCAGAAGAAUUCUGAGAUAGUCUAUCAACAGGCUAUGGAGGGUCAGCCAGUCCCUGAAUUGAUCGCCGAGAACAAGGCUCUUGUCGCUCAGAUCGAGGCUAUUGAAUUGUUGCAAAAGUAUCAAAAGACCCACAAGAGCAGUGUCUCUCGCAAGGAAGACCUGAAGCGAAACCUGAUACGUGUAAUCUCACAAGGUCUAGAUCCAACAACUAUGCCAGAAGAGCUUGCGCAGAGUCGAGAAGUUGAGAUAGAGUUGGAGCAAACCGAAGCAAAAAUUUGUCCGCUUCUAUCUCAAGCCAACAUCCUCGAACUGGCAGACGAUUGUCCAUCCGACCCUCCUCCCAUGAAACAUACUCGGCCCACCUUCGAAGCACACGCAGUCACGCAAGAUCCCCCUCUUUUCUCUUUUUCGCGGGCCGACUUAGACGCAGAAUUCCGUGGCCAAAAGCGUCUGCCUCCAACAAGUCCUACAAAGACCAAAGUGACACAUCGGCCGGAUAGCUAUGAAAACUGUAUUUCUCGGAAUAUGGGCUCCACACCGUUGGACUCGAUGGAUCUUGAUGAGUUCGACUGGAAUGUCAGCGAUGAUGACAUAUUAGAAGCGGCAGAGGGGUUCGAUGGUGCUCACCAGAUACCCGUUCGCGAGCAAGCCAGUCAAAACCGCAAAGUUUUCGCAGAGACAUCUGGCAACAUCCUCAAGGCCCCCGUUCCGAAAAAGUCGCCCGGUCAUAGUGCCUUCUGGUCAAACCAUCCAUGGUCUCAAGAAGUAAGGAAAGUGUUGAAAGAUCGAUUCCACCUCCGCGGAUUCCGACCUAAUCAGCUUGAAGCCAUUGAUGCAACCCUUGCUGGUAAAGAUACUUUCAUUCUCAUGCCUACUGGAGGAGGAAAAUCGCUAUGUUAUCAAUUACCUUCUGUGGUAACGGGCGGACGUACCACGGGAGUGACGAUCGUGAUAUCUCCAUUGCUGAGUCUGAUGGAAGAUCAGGUAUCACACCUCCGAAAAUUGGAUGUGAAGGCCUUUAUGGUUAACGGUGACACCGAGCAAGAGGAAAAAUCUUGGAUCAUGAACCAGCUCUCACAUUCAGGUGGUGAGGGGAUGGAAGUCCUGUAUAUCACUCCCGAGAUGCUCAGUAAAAGCCAAGCCUUAAUCAGAGCCCUUGAGAAGCUUUAUCAAAGGAACAGACUAGCACGCCUCGUCAUUGAUGAGGCUCACUGCGUCAGUCAAUGGGGACAUGAUUUCCGACCUGACUAUAAAGAACUAGGAGAGGUUCGAGCUAGAUUCCCCGGUGUACCGGUUAUGGCCCUGACAGCCACUGCCACUGAGAAUGUCAAAGUUGAUGUGAUGCACAAUCUCAAAAUCACCGAUUGUGAAGUGUUCUUGCAGAGUUUCAACCGUCCUAAUCUCACCUACGAGGUACGGUCGAAGGGAAAGAAUGAUGAAGUUUUGGCUAGCAUGGCAGAAACUAUUGCAAGCUCAUACCGGAAUCAGUGCGGAAUCAUCUACUGCCUCUCGAGAAAGACGUGCGACAAAGUUGCAGAGGACCUACAGAAAAAAUACCGCCUCAAGGCACGCGCUUAUCAUGCGGGUAUGUCAUCGAAGGCAAAAUCAGAAGCUCAGAGCAACUGGCAGAUGGGCCGAGUGCAUAUCAUUGUUGCCACCAUUGCAUUCGGAAUGGGAAUUGACAAAGCUGAUGUGCGAUUCGUCAUGCACCACAGUAUCCCAAAGAGUCUCGAGGGGUAUUAUCAAGAAACCGGUCGUGCUGGUCGAGACGGCAAGCGUUCUGGCUGCUAUCUUUACUACGGCUACAGAGACACAGCAACCUUGAAGCGGAUGAUUGACGCAGGAGAUGGUAAUGGUCAGCAAAAAGCCCGCCAAAAACAGAUGUUGCGAAAUGUGGUUCAAUUUUGUGAGAACCGCAGCGAUUGCAGGCGAGUGCAAGUCCUCGCCUAUUUUGCGGAACACUUCCGUCGAGAGGACUGCAACAACACUUGCGAUAACUGCAAAUCCGGUUUGGUGUUUGAGCUCCAUGACUUUACUGAGCAGGCAUCCUGGGCCAUCAAAAUUGUGCGACAAUUCCAGAACACGCAGGAAAAGGUGACUGUGCUCUACUGCAGUGACAUACUUCGUGGAGAUUGCAAACGGCCUAAAGCUCCAGAGCAUCGCAAGAUGCCGGGGUAUGGGAAGGGAUCUGACCUUGACCGUGCAGCAGCUGAACGUCUGUUCUACCGGCUGCUUGGUGAAGACGCAUUGGCUGAAGACAAUGUGAUCAAUAAAAGUGAUUUUGCUAUUCAGUAUAUCAUUCUCGGCCGUCGUGCAACAGAGUAUGAGAGUGGCCAGCGACAAAUGAAACUGCAAGUUCGCGCGUCACCGAAUAGUAAGGCUAAAGCGAAGACUAAGCCAUCCGGUGCUGCGCAGAAGAAAAAGUCUGGCAAUUCAGGAGCCGAUCCUCGGUCCACCAUGGUCUCUUCCCCAGUGCAGGCUGCCCAAGACCGUCGCCUUGACCGUUAUCAAUAUACCGGUGCUCCAGUCGCACAUCUCUCGGCCGAUGAGGACAGCGAUGGCUUUGAACCGAUUCGAACCACUGGCAAGUCUCGCCGCACAAAUACACGCGAGAUGGGCCCUCCAAUCACCAGCGACCAGAAGUUAGAUCGACUUGAUCAUAUGCAUCGUGUAGUCGUGGAGGACUUCCAAGAGCAUGCCAAAAUCAUGCUUCAAGACCUUGUCGUUAAGAAGGGCCUUCGAUGCCAACCGUUCUCUGACCAGGUGCUACGUGAGAUGGGCAUCUCCUUCCCCCAAAAUCUUACCGAGCUUUCCGCGAUCCCAGGCAUAGAUCAGGAUAAAGUGAAGCGCUACGGCCGGCAGAUCCUAGGGCUAGUCGAUAAUGCAAAGCGGCGCUACCUAGAAAUGAGGCAAGAAGCAGAGACCAGCGGCGUUGUUCCAGAUCCCAACCACCAUAACGUCAUCAAUCUCAGCAGCAGCGAUGAGUACAGUGAUGAUGACUUGUUCAUGGAUGAGGCUUCCACUUUCAAUCUGGCCAAUCCUGUCUCGACCGCACCCAGCAACGCGGCCGAAAGUAUCACAAGCCGCUAUUUUCCUCCACCAGCAUCUCCAGGGUAUGAUUCUGGCGACGACUGGGAAUCCGGCGCCGCGCCUUCCAGCUCCAAGAGUCGCAAACGCCAACCUACCAGUGGCAAACGACCAGCACGACGAAAGUAUGGCUCUACUGGCAGCGGCUGGAAGGGCAAAGGCGUUCGAUCAAAAGCCAAAUCCGACGAUCGUGCUACAAGCCAGUCAUCUGCGCCGCGAAAGAACGCCAGGGCAAAAACCCCUAAGUCCACUAUUGGAAUGAUGCCUAUUUGA